AUGAUUGACUUAAGCCUGCUCAGAAAUAAAGACACACGGAAAUUGGUCAUGGAGAGUGAGUCCAACAGAUUCCGAGGAACAGAAAGGGCUGCAAAAGUGGUAGAUAUGAUAGAAGAAAGAAUAAAAAUAAGAUAUACUAUGGAGCAGCUGAAUAAAGAAAUGAAUAACCUCACGCGAGAAACAAUGAAGUACUUCAAGGUCAAAAAAGAAGAAACUCCAGAAGAGAAGAAAAACAAAGAGGAACUUUUGGCAAAGAUAGCAGAGGUGAAGGGGAAGAAGGCAGCAUGCGCAGUGGAGCUAAACAUAAAAGAAGAGGAAACAAACAAUGUGGCCAGAGAAAUAGGAAACAUUCUGGACAAGAGUGUCUUCAUUCAUGAUGACGAGGACAACAACCCAGUUAUCACGCAGACUGAGAAAAGAGACAAAGAGUUCUGGCCAAAGGAACUUCUUUCGUACGACCAAGUGCUUGAUAAGCUGGGGGUUGUGGACACAGAAAGAGGCACAAAAAUAGCAGGGCACAGAGGAUACUUUUUAAGAGGAGCUGGUGUGGUGCUUACACAGAGUCUUAUUCGGUAUGCAAUGGACUUCCUGCGUAAAAGCGACUAUACUCUGAUACAGACGCCUUUUAUGAUGAGUAGAGAGUCCAUGAAGAAAACAUCACAGCUAAGCGACUUUGACGACCAGCUGUACAAAAUAGAUGGAACCAACGACCUCUAUCUAAUAGCAACCUCUGAGCAGCCUCUCUCUGCCCAGCAUGAAGGAGAGUGGCUGAAGGAGUCAGAGCUCCCAAUCAAGUACUGCGGGUACUCAACGUGCUUCAGAAAGGAGGCAGGUGCGCACGGAAAAGACAACAGAGGAAUAUUCCGAGUCCAUCAGUUUGAAAAGAUCGAGCAGUUUUUGAUUACAUCCCCAGAGGAAAGUGAAAAUGAGUUCAAUAAGAUGGUUGACAGAUCAAAGGCAUUCUAUGACUCGCUGGGACUUUCCUACAGAGUUGUGUCAAUUGUGUCUGGUGCUUUAAAUAAUGCAGCUGCAAUCAAGUAUGAUCUGGAGGCUCUCUUCCCUGCCUCCCAGAGAUAUAGAGAGCUAGUUUCAUGCUCUAACUGCACAGACUACCAGAGCAGAGAUCUGAAUGUGCGAUACCGGCCAAACGAAAGCACUGAAGAGAAACAGUUUGUUCACAUGCUGAAUGGAACCCUCUGUGCUAUCCAAAGAACUCUUUGCUGUCUGGUAGAGAACUAUCAAACAGAAGGAGGCCUGAUUGUUCCUGAAGUUCUAGUGCCAUACGUUGGCGAGUCCUUCAUUCCCUUUGUUCGAGAGUAG
This is a messenger RNA of Nematocida ausubeli, 1320 nucleotides long. RefSeq names its product seryl-tRNA synthetase. Gene Ontology annotation, molecular function: serine-tRNA ligase activity; ATP binding; tRNA binding. Gene Ontology annotation, biological process: seryl-tRNA aminoacylation. Bases 1 to 1320 code for a protein of 439 amino acids. Lineage: Eukaryota; Fungi; Microsporidia. Gene Ontology annotation, cellular component: cytosol. The transcript has a single exon. The record is from RefSeq and is a predicted model, not a curated record.